AUGUCGAUUGACGAAGAGAAUGAAAGCGAUGAUCUUCAAACAAGGUUAUUAAAUAUCGAUGAAAACGACUUCUACGAACUGCUUGAUGUUUGUCCGAACGCUACACAAACGGAAAUUCGAAACGCAUAUAAGAAACGCGCACUUGAGUGGCAUCCUGAUCGUAAUGUCAAUAGUUCUGUGAAUACUACGAAGCUUUUUCAGGCACUUCGACGGGCUUAUGAAACAUUAUCAAGUGAAACGGGAAAAAAAGAAUAUGAUGAUACUACUGAUGCAAGUCGUGAUAAUGAUGAUGAAGACGAUGUAACACUUUUUGGUGCAUCAGACACAUCAACAUUACAUAUGGGUCGAAAAAUAUCGGACACUUUUCGAGAACAAAUUGAUGAAUAUAUUGCUACAUACCAGAACGUAAUAAUCGUUGAUAAUUAUUCUGAUAAAAUCAAUGAAAUUUUGCAAAAAUUUCAAAAUACUAUGAAAUCAAAUAUAGAGGUGGAUCGAUAUAUAUAUUGCAAUACGUGUCACCAAACCAGUCUGGAUAAAUAUCGUCAUCAUAAACAAAAUGUUCAAUCCUAUGCAACAUUUUUCGCCAAUACUAAAUCAAUCCUGCUUGAAGAAGUAAUUGAUCCAUCGAUUUGGCAUUGGCAAUCGAUCAAAACUACGACAAUGUAUUUAUCGCUAUGGAAUGAUUAUCAGCAGUGGAAUUCAGUGAAACAGAUGAUUGAGAAAAUAGAACAGCCUGUUGAAAUUAUUCGUCAAUCAUUAAAGAAUCAGUACUGGUCACGUUACAUUGAGAAAUAUCAAAAUGAAAAACAAAUCCUUUCGGCAUUACCAGAAAAGUUAUCGUACAUCAGUCCAGUGAAUGUUCUACCCGAUAGCAACGAUACAGAACAGUUGAAAUCCAUAUUUGAUGAAUACAAUCGUGAUGAAGAACCUGAUGUCUUCACAAAGUUCAAACUUACAAGCAAUGAUCAACGUACAACCACUGAGAAUAAGUAUUGUCUUGUUGCUCCUUCAACCAAACAUAAAUAUAUCGAUGUAAACGAUUUCUAUUUUCCCAUACAAGAUCCUCCAUCAAGGAGAAAUGAUGUUUCUCAUUGUCGAGAAUGUGAAAUACAGUUUACAUUUUUUCUUCGUCGACAUACAUGUCGGAUGUGCAGUGAACAAUAUUGUGCAAAAUGCUUAUCAUUUCAAAGAAUUCCACAGUUCGGCUAUAUUGCUAAACCUGUUCGCAUUUGUGUUCAAUGUUCAAUAAGAAAAGAAUUAUUAAUCUAUGAGACUCUACUGACCCAUACGAAACGAUUGAUUGAAACGAAUAAAAUCGAAUAUUUAUCGAACUAUUUAGCACUCGUCUAUCGGUAUCAAACCGCUGGUAAUGAGGCAUUUUAUAGGCAGACAGGAGACCAGUAUUAUUCUCUUAAAAGAUAUUCAUUGGCUGUUCAAUGUUUCAUUUAUGCUGGGAUCAGUGAUGACGAAUGGUUUCAAUACGCUCAAGAAUUAUGUGCAAUGACUGAAUACACUUACGCAUUUACUUGUCUUAAUCAAUGUCAACACAGUGAACAAUUCUGGCUGAAUCAAGCUAGCCAAACUAAUGAUGUAGCAUUGAUCGUUCUUUGCUAUGCCAGAAUAAAACUGACUAUUGAGCAAUUUUUCGAAAUAGUCACCAAAACUGAUCCAACUUACAUUGAUAAAUGUAUCUUCUUUUUAUUAUAUAUGGAUUAUGUAUAUAAGGAUCAUAGUUUAGAUUGGAAAAAUCUAGGUAGCAAUUUUCUUCUGGAUAGAACAAGCAGUCCAAAGUCUGGCGAUCUUCUUAUGUUUGUUUUUGUUCUACAUGGUCAAAUAACACUUGAUGAUUGGAUUCGAAUAGCUGAACAACUCAGUACAACAGAACAAUUCGAUAAGUUGGCUUAUUUAUUAUCAUAUCUAUAUGAUCAACGCAUAGUUUUAUCGGCAUCGGCUGAUCCAUAUAUUUUCAAUUUUACAAAAAUUUUACGAACACUAUCGACUAGUCCACUUAUGCUCGAUGAUUGGUUAAAUGAAGUUUGUUUAUAUAAAGAGAUCCGUGCGAUCACAACUGCAUUAUCGUUUAUUCAUGUAUAUCAAUACACAUUAUGGGGAACUUAUAAACAAAAAUAUAUCAACGACAAACAAUAUUAUAAAGUUAUGAUGUGUCAUAAAAUGGUUGAACAAUUAUCAUCGAGUAUGAAUAGAAAUGAUAUAUCAUGGUUCAUGAAUGGUAUUGAAGAUGAAAAUUCAAUGGUAUUUGAAUUAUGCAAUGGUGUUCAACGUCCCGACUGGAUAGAGUUGGGCAAUCGAUAUUUCAAUGAGGAAAGAUACACAAUUGCAUUGAAUUGUUAUUUGACUUGUGAAAAGGAACAAAUCGAUCAGAUUAUUCUGGAACAAGCUCAAAAGUCUUCUCCAGAAUUAUUAUUAUAUUAUGUCGUUGUUUAUAAACGUUUAAGUGCCAAAAAUUCUAAGAUGCUAUCCAAAGAUAAGACUUCGGUAUGCAACGAUACAUUUUACAACAUCUGCAAGUUUCUAUCAACACAAGGUAAUGAACAUGUAAAAGAACUGAUUGUUUCAGCUAUGAAGUCUUACGAUCCUGCCGCAACACAUAACAUGGCUGAAAAUCCGUAUUUAUUCAAAUUCCAUUUAUUAUUAUUAAAUGAAAUCCAAAAGAUGAACGCCGAUCGUCAGUACGAUGAUCUAAUUAAUGGUGGUGUUCAUACACUAAUGUCACUUGAAAACAAAGCUGCUGAAUCUACAAAAACACUGAUUGCAAUGCAGAAACCUUUAUUGGAAAAAAUUAAUUCGGAAGUCUACAAUGAAUUGAAAGCAGCAACAUAUAAAUCUUGUCAAGAGAUGAUUGAUAUUCUUCUUGAUUCGAACAAUUAUUUUCCAGAACAAUUAGAAAAUGUCUAUCACCAAUGUCUUGGACGACUUAAACUUGACGAACUUCAACCAUUAGAAUAUCGUGCAAAGAUGUAUUUAAUUCGAGCAAUGAUUUAUAAAUUAGCAAACAAGCCGAUUGAAUCAUCACAAAUGAUUCAUCAGGCAUUACUUACGCAUCCUUAUGAGGAUUUAAUCCAUAGUAUCAUUACAUUUGUUAACCAUUCACAUUUUCAUUCGACAUUACAAGCUGCAUUGAUUGAUGGUCUUGCACAAAAUUCAUUCAGUUUAGCAGAUAUCAAUCCGCCGACUCUAUCUAUGAAUUUAACGUUUCUACGAUCUACAGAUCGAUUACGAACUGUCAGAAGAUAUGAACGAGCAAUUCUAAAACGUCUUGCAGACAAAGAUCCAUUACAAGCAGCGAUGUCUUACAUUGACUUAAAUAUGGCAACAGACGGUGAUUCAACUUCGUACACGUCGAAUUUAAUCUUAGCUUGUCUUUAUCUGUAUAAAGCCAUGACACUUCCAAACAAAUCCAUGGCAGAAAUUUAUGCAUAUCGUUCAGUACUGUGUGAUAUAUUAGUACAAUUAUUUGUCUUAGCUCGAAGUUAUUUGCCCUUAUAUGCACAAAUGCAUCUAUAUACAAUUUCAUUAACUUUGCUUUUACGUUCGAAUGAAUUAUUCAAAAGCCAUUUCACUAAAUCUACUCUCGUACUUCCAAAACCUCAAAGUACUGAUGAGUUAAUCAUUGGUAAUUGUUAUGAAACAUUGAUUGAAGAAAUUAUGAAGAAUAUCGUUCAAAUUUCCAAAGUAACACCGUUUACUCAUGUACCGAUCAGCACUACAUAUGAUAUGAUUUAUUUAAAUUAUGCUGGAGAUGAGUUCUUAUCGACUUACUUAAAACAAAUGACGAGUAAAAAUUCGAUGUAUCAAUAUUAUUUCUUUGAGGGUAUUUGGAAAGGUUGGAUACGUGAUGAAGAAUUUGAAGAAGAACGCAUCCAAUGUAUGUAUGCUUUAUUAGAUGAACGCCAUUUUAAUAUGAAUGAUGUGGAAAAUCUACUCAAUUGGUUACUUUUACCACGAACAGUUGAUGGAUGGUUAUGGAGUGGAAAACAUCGAUUACAAUUGAGUGAAUCAUCGUAUUCUCGCGUUGCUGGAAUUAUACUCAAUAGCGAUACAGGUGAUAUCGAUUUCUUAUUCAAAGAAGCAACGAAUACAGAACAUCAUCUCUUCGAUAUGAAUGAUGUUGUUGAUAUUCUCACUAAUGGUAUUGUGCACGCCGCUUUCACCUUGGAUCCGCCUAGCUUAGAUUAUCAUUCGCAUCCUUUCAAUGAAAUGAAAUAUAUUCCUAGACGUUUAUCAUCUUCAUCGAAUUAUUUGUCCACUCUAUUACACGCUGAUUAUUUAUUAAAAAUGUUUUCAACAGCGACGGAAAUUUGUGGUCAAAGUCCAUUUGAAAUGCGCUCUGCAGAUGUAGCUCUAAUGUCUCGUUUACCAGCACAUAUUCGCGAUAAGUUUAAAGCGAUUCUUGAGCAGAAAAAUCAAGGUCUUCACGGUGAUGUAAUUCAUCGGUAUUGGAUUCAAGCUGGUAUAGUUUCUAUUAAAGAAACCUUUCAUCGUGGUUUCUUUGGUUUAGGACGCACUAAUGAAAAUAUUCUCAAAAUUUACAUUGCCGAUGAUUUGAAAAUGUCUGUGAGAAAGCAUCGAAUGAGAUACGAUGAAAGAGGAAAUUUAAUUGAUGAUAAAGAUGACCUGGAAAAUGAUCAAUCACCUGAAGCGGAGUUUGCACGAACUUUUACAAAAUAUUAUGAUGACAUUGGAGAAUAUUUUCCCGAAUUAUUACGUUUAAAAGAACUGCUCAAAUUGGGCGCUUUAUCAUUAUUUCUACAAGAGCGAUAUGCACAAAUGAACGCUUUUAUUUCUGCUGUAGAAAAUGAUACCAAAUUGAACGAAGCUCUUACUGGAAUUAGGCACGAACUGGGUCAAUAUCCGACUUACAAUCAAAAAAUAGAUGAUGAAAUUGUUGCAACGUUGUCAAAUAGAUUGUGUAAAGAAUUUUUUUGCAGAAAAAAUGAUUUAAAAUCGUAUAUUAUUCAUUAUUUAACAUAUGGAAAUCAACGUGAAUUAAUCAAAUUUCUCAAACAAUCAUUAAUACAACAUAAAACGAAAUUAAAAACAACAAUGGAUAAAUUAAAAAUUUACAUUCAAUCAGAUCAUCUGGAGGAUCAUGAUAAUGACAAAGAAGGAUUUUCAAAUGAUCCAUCACAAUGUGCAUGGGUACCUGCCGUAUUUUCUAAUAGGGAAAUGAGUCGUAUUCGAGUUUAUGGAGGAGUGAAUAAUAUUCUAGAUAUUCGCAAAGUGGAAAAUAUUGAUCCAAUGAAAUCAAUCAAAACUGUUAACGCACAGAAAUCAUUCGAGAAAAGUAUACAAAAACGAUCACAAUCCAAUAAUAAUAAUCAACAACGAAUGGGUAAUUAUGUUUACUAUUUAAAACGUGAACUUGUUUCUACGGGACCAGGAGGACCUCGUACUGCUGAUGGAGGUAAAGAUGGUGGGCGUAAUGGCAAAGGAAAAGAUAUGUCAUCCAUAAAACAAGCAAGUACAAAUCAAUUUCAAAAGGCUAUUGAAGCUGGUAAAUUACCAAAGAUUUUCGAUCGUGUUGACAAGGGCAAUCCGAAUCAUGGUGAGAAAGAUCACGUACAUUUCAAAAAUAAAGGUGCCUUAAAUAAAGAUGGUACAUGGAAGCAUAAACCAAAGGUUGAAGAUAUUUCAAAAAUAUUCACAGCCGAAGUCAAGAAACUGUUGCUAAAGCACGGAUGGACGUUACCAGAAGGAGUGGAUCCUCCUUAA
Adineta ricciae is the source of this 5733-nucleotide messenger RNA. The record is from the annotation of a GenBank genome assembly. Lineage: Eukaryota; Metazoa; Rotifera; Eurotatoria; Adinetida; Adinetidae.